AUGGAAAAGGCCAGAAAUGAUUCUGCUGAGUUUGAACAUGAAGAACUUCACGGAGACCUUAUGACUUUGAUUGUGCAAAAUCUUGGCAAAAUGUCAUCAAUUCAACGUAUGCAACUUGCAACAUUUAUUUAUUCCUUUAUUGCCGAAAAUGAUUUUAGUGAAGAUCUGAAGCAUUUCAUUCCUUCCAAUUUUAUUGAACUGUCUCUGCUAGCUAUGGAUCACUUGAAAUGGAACAAUAAGGAUAAUAUUGUUUUUAACUUGUGCAAAUCACUUGGCAUUAUGCGUGAAGAUGGAUCCUCAGCACGUCUGAAUGUAAACCAAAUGCCAUUUGGGUUACUUGAUUUCAACUGCAAAUUUUUUGCAUCUGAUGAUGGCAGUAAUCUGAGAGCCUCCAAGGAUUACAAGACUUGGAUGGAGACAAUGUAUGCCAAUUUUGGAAAUUCUUGGGCUCGUCUUCAUCUUGGACCUAUGUGGUCUUAUGUUGAUCAAGUGGAUGAGAAAGAAUAUAGAAGUGGAGAAUAA
Messenger RNA from Paramuricea clavata, 522 nucleotides. NCBI's taxonomy places the organism in Eukaryota, Metazoa, Cnidaria, Anthozoa, Malacalcyonacea, Plexauridae. The record is from the annotation of a GenBank genome assembly.